AUGCAGUACUCUUCGGUCAUUCUCGUUGCUGCUUUCACAGUCACUAGUGUCUUUACCCAUGGAGUCGUUGAUUCAGUCGUUGGCGCUAAUGACGUUACUAUGCCGGGUCUCUCAGUUGCCGACGGCACGCCGCGUGAUUGCGCCAGUCCUCGCUGCGGAUCUGAGGCUGAUACUUCUAUCAUCCGUAAACGUGAGAUGGGCACCAACAAGGCCACUGCACUUGGUCGCACUCAGGGCGGUGGUCCCGUCGACGCCAGCAAGAUGAUGGCCAUGUUCAUGGGAGGCGGCGGCAAUGCUACGGCGACAAAGGAAGCACGGGAAGUUCACGCAGCCAACGUCCUUCGUCGAAGUCUUGGAGAGCGUGCAGCCAACGGAGGAACCAAGACCCCUAAGGGCACCUUGGAGACUGGUGUCAAGGCUGCAGCUGGAGCUGGAGCAUCCAGCGGCAUGCCGACUUGCUCGGACGACGGCAAGGUCAAGAUGACCUACCACCAAAUCAACCAAGACGGAGCCGGGCCAUUAACGGCCAUGGUUGACGCCACUUCGGGUGGAACUGACCCAGCGGCAUUCAAAUCGGCCGAAGUAACACAAAAUGUGCCGGGAAUCGGUAUUGGAGGACUGUCAGCCGCGGCCGUGAUGGACUUUCCGGUAGAAGUACAGAUGCCAGCGGGAAUGACAUGCUCUGGAACAGUAGGCGACGCUCAGAACGUAUGCAUUGUUCGCAUGCAAAAUGCAGCAGCAGCAGGCCCAUUUGGAGGAUCGGUAGCAGUGACACAGAGCCCAGCUGCCAAGAAACGUGCUAUUGAGUUCAAUUUAUCCAAGCGUCACUUUGCCCGAGUUCUAGCCAAGAGAAACGCAGAGGAUGACGCAGCAGCAGCAGCAGCCAUCGCAGAGCUCGAAAAAAUGGGAUCUACAACAAAAGAUGCCGAAGCCGAAAUCGAGCCAGUUGUCCCUUCGGCUCUGAACCAGAGGAGUGCCGAGGAAGAGGCAGCGGCAGCAAUUUCUGAGCUUCAGAAUGUUGGAUCUGCAACUACUGCAGACGCAGAACUUGCAAUCGAGGAUCAGGCAUAG
Molecule: messenger RNA, 1071 nt
Organism: Blumeria graminis f. sp. triticale
Lineage: Eukaryota; Fungi; Ascomycota; Leotiomycetes; Helotiales; Erysiphaceae
Source: the annotation of a GenBank genome assembly